UUUGCAAACAAGGGAGGAGGGUUCGGCAGUCGCAAAGAAUACCUCAAGAUCGCAGGCAGGAGAACAGAGAGACCAGACCGGAUAUACCUUCUCAGCCGACCGAACCGACCGACCGACCUGAAAAGAUUCGAUUAGAGCUGAAUCAAUUUACUUUCGGUAGAUACACGAAUCAGAGAUAUUAGUAUCAGAGGAGAGAUGGGGAAUCAAAAGUUGAAGUGGACGUCCGAGGAAGAAGAUGCCCUGAAAGCUGGAAUCGCUAAGCAUGGAACCGGCAAGUGGAAGAACAUACUCAAAGAUCCUGAUUUUGCUCACUCUCUUAUUCAUCGCUCCAACAUUGACUUGAAGGAUAAGUGGAGAAACAUGAGCAUUAGUACUUCCUUACAAGGAGGAGGAGGAGGAGGAGGAUCUAAAGAGAAAGUAAAAAUCUGUAGGUCCAAAACUCUUGCACUUUAUCCACUUCCCAACAUUCAGAAUUCUGCUUCUGCUUCUGCUGUGGCUUUAGUUCCUGAUGAGGAUAUGGCUGAUGAUCCUCCCAAAAGUAUGCAGGAGACUACUAAGAAUGCUCCUGCUGCCCCAGGGCAUCAUCAAUCAAUGGUAUUUGAAGCACUUGCAGCAUUAAAAAAUCCUAAUGGAUCUGAUAUUGGUACCAUUGUAAACUACAUUGAGCAAAGGCAUGAAAUACCUCAAAAUUUCAGGAGAUUACUGAGUUCAAAAUUAAGGAGGCUUGUUAUGAAGGGAAAACUUGAAAAGGUGCAAAACUGCUACAAGAUAGCCUCCACUGAGACAGCAACUGCUCCAGCUCCAGUUGCUGCUCCAGCUCCAGUACCAGCUCAGGUUCCGAUUCAAGCUACACCUAUAAAGAUGGUUCCACCAAGACAGAAAGAUGUUAGGGCAGCACGUCUGGUGCAGAAUAUGUCUGCAGAAGAGACUAUGGAGGAAGCUGCAUUAUCGGCUGCCUAUAUGAUAGUAGAAUCAGAGAACAAGUCAUUUGUUGCAGCAGAGGCAGUUAGGGAAGCUGAAAGAGUUGCAAAGCUAAAUGAAGAUUCUGAAUCCCUGCUGCAACUAGUCAAAGAAAUUUACGAAAAAUGCUCGCGAGGUGAAAAGGUUCGUUUGGCCGUUUAAUUGAAGGAUUAUGUUAGGCAUUUGAAAUCCAUCUAGUUUCAGAUUGUUGUGUAUAUACUUACUAUUCACUUUUCCAAACUACAAAAUAAUUUCAAUUCUAUUUUGUAUCUCAAACUCAUUACCUUUA
Molecule: messenger RNA, 1249 nt
Organism: Impatiens glandulifera
Lineage: Eukaryota; Viridiplantae; Streptophyta; Magnoliopsida; Ericales; Balsaminaceae
Product: telomere repeat-binding factor 4-like
Exons: 6
Coding region: 196-1122 (308 amino acids)
Biological process (GO): nucleosome assembly
Cellular component (GO): nucleosome
Molecular function (GO): double-stranded telomeric DNA binding
Source: RefSeq, a predicted model, not a curated record